AUGCAAGGAGUCGGCAAAAGAUUCAAUGAAUAUAAUAAUAAUCAAGGCCGUGAGACUAAGAGGCAACAUGUGCAAGAAAAAUAUCCAAAUAAGAUAAUACUGCCGGUAUUCGAAUCCUCUGGCUUACUAGAGCUUGAGUCCCAUGGUAAGGAAGGAAUUCAGUUGAAGCAUGUAGAACCACGGGAUGCAAUUGCUCCGAUUGAUUUUUAUGAAAAGUAUUCGAUCCCCGUAAGGAAGCGAACCCGUUUCCUUGCUAUGUUGUACAAGGAUGACAAGAAUGAUGCCCUGGGCCAAUAUGAGCUGCUCGAACGGAGUAGCUAUCUAAUAGGACGUAGUAAGGACGAAACCCCAGGAGGGGAUUCGCCAAAGAGCGAUCCUGAAGAUUCUUCCGAAGAAAAGCAAGUAGUUCUGGCUGACAUCCCAGUGCCCGAGGAGACAUGUUCGAAACAGCAUUGUGUAAUACAAUUUAGAAAUGUUGCGGAUAAACUGAUUCCCUACGUGAUCGAUCUCGAUUCAGCUAACGGUACUGUAUUAAAUGAUGUGGCUCUUCCGCAUGCUAGAUAUGUGGAAUUAAAAUCAGGAGACAUAUUGAGAUUUUCUGAACAUGAAGAGGAUUCCAUGUUCUCAAUAGUAUUUGUAGCUGCAUGA
Messenger RNA from Lachancea fermentati, 648 nucleotides. The record is from the annotation of a GenBank genome assembly. Lineage: Eukaryota; Fungi; Ascomycota; Saccharomycetes; Saccharomycetales; Saccharomycetaceae.